AGUGAUGGCAACAUUAAGACGGUUAUCUACGUUAUUUCGAUGCCUAAUGCACUUCAAGAAGGUACACCAUGCCCAAACUGCGGCUAGAUCGCACCCCUCAUGCACCCGGGGACUGCAUGCCAAGACAAUGGGUAAGGAUAACCACGCUCCAGGGCAACACUCAACCAGAAGGAUGUCCAGCGCCCCUCCUGGAGUCCCCACGGCAGACAACUCUCGCUAUGAAUAUCUUCUUGUCACUCUCCAUGAAGGCGUCAGGACUAUCACUUUCAACAGGCCUGACAAGAAGAAUUCUCUUAAUGAAAAGAUGUUUGAUGAAAUUGUUGUUGCCUUACAAGAGGCUGCUGACGAUGUCAGUACCAUUAUCACAACGAUAACAGGUUCUGGGAACGUGUUCACGGCAGGGAACGAUAUGAGCAAUUUUCGGACCCUGACUAUGGCUCAGACAAGGGACGUCCUCAUUAGAUUCAUGGGGGCGUUCGUCGAUUUUCCAAAACCUCUGGUGGCCGUAGUCAAUGGAGCGGCUGUCGGCGCAGGCGCUACAUUACUCCCACUUUUCGAUGCUGUUUAUGCUACUGAUAAAGCAGUCUUUUUCACACCCUUCUCUGCACUGGGCAUUACUGCUGAAGGCUGCUCUACAUAUACCUUCCCAAAGGUUAUGGGUCCAGGGCAAACUACAGAAAUGCUGUUGUUUAACAAAAAGAUGUCAGCUGCAGAAGCAUGCAAGGUAGGCCUAGUGACUGAAGUCUUCCCAGAGGCGACAUUUCAGCAAGAAGUGCAUCAGAGAUUACAAGCCAUGGCCAAACUGCCACCGAAGCCCCUUGUGUAUUCGAAGGCAUUGAUUCGUGAUAUACACAAGGAGGAUUUACACAAGGUGAAUGUUGCCGAAUGUCAACGCGUUACAGAGCGUUUCGCAGCCGUGUACUUGCCUGGCAAAGAAGAAUAUCAAGAAUUUGUUAUGAGCGAUUGCGAUGGAAAAGCUUAACAAGAGACAGGAUAUCGCGUUUGUAAGAAGUGAGAAGAGAGAUGGUACAUAUAACAUUAGAAGAUACGUAUUUUAAAGGAGACAAGGCAUAACGUUUGUGAAUUAGGAAUUAAUAUGAAAGAAGUAUUACAUAUAUCAAGGGCAAGACGUGUGGUAUAAGGAACUGAUUUGACAGAAAUAAGAAGUUAUUUGGGGGUAAUUUUGAUGAGGCCAAUACCUGAUUUGUAAAUACAAUGUCAGAGGUUAUAGAAUUAUCAUCUAUUUCCUAGAAUACAUUUCUUUGGUGAUUGUAUCCACGUGAUUUACAAGUUUUUUCAUGUUCUGCUGAACAAAAUCUUACUUUUCUGAAGUGAUAAUGAUGAACGC
Messenger RNA from Penaeus vannamei (Pacific white shrimp), 1348 nucleotides. Its product is annotated as enoyl-CoA delta isomerase 2. The record is from RefSeq and is a predicted model, not a curated record. NCBI's taxonomy places the organism in Eukaryota, Metazoa, Arthropoda, Malacostraca, Decapoda, Penaeidae.